This is a messenger RNA of Callithrix jacchus (white-tufted-ear marmoset), 2410 nucleotides long. It is a transcript of the gene PPP2R2A, whose product is annotated as protein phosphatase 2 regulatory subunit Balpha. The record is from RefSeq and is a predicted model, not a curated record. NCBI's taxonomy places the organism in Eukaryota, Metazoa, Chordata, Mammalia, Primates, Cebidae. Gene Ontology annotation, cellular component: protein phosphatase type 2A complex. Gene Ontology annotation, molecular function: protein phosphatase regulator activity; protein binding.
GCCCGGCGGCUCCGCCCCCUUGGUGACGUCACUGACCAGGCCAGCCGGCGCCAUUUUGAAAGUGGAGUCGCCUGCCCCUGCCGCUGCCGCCGCCGCCGUCGCUGUCGUAGCCGCCGCCGCCGCUGCCGGAGAAAGAGCACGAGCGGGAAAGCCCUAGAGUGAAAUCUAGCAUCCUGCCGGCUGCUCUGCCCGCCCCUCCUUCCUUUUCCCCCAGCCCCUGUCCCCUCCCCCCGCAGGUGCCAUCCGCCGCCAUCCGCCCUCUCUACCCCCCCAUCCCCAGGUGAGGGGGGUGAGUUCAGGAAGCGGAGACCCCGAGGAACCCCGCAGGGUCACCAUUUGCAGCGCAACAUGGCAGGAGCUGGAGGAGGGAAUGAUAUUCAGUGGUGUUUUUCUCAGGUGAAAGGAGCAGUAGAUGAUGAUGUAGCAGAAGCAGAUAUAAUUUCUACAGUAGAAUUUAAUCAUUCUGGAGAAUUACUAGCAACAGGAGAUAAGGGUGGUAGAGUCGUCAUCUUUCAACAGGAGCAGGAGAACAAAAUCCAGUCUCAUAGCAGAGGAGAAUAUAAUGUUUACAGCACCUUCCAGAGCCAUGAACCAGAGUUUGACUACUUGAAAAGUUUAGAAAUAGAAGAAAAGAUCAACAAAAUUAGGUGGUUACCCCAGAAAAAUGCUGCUCAGUUUUUAUUGUCUACCAAUGAUAAAACAAUAAAAUUAUGGAAAAUCAGUGAAAGGGACAAAAGACCAGAAGGGUAUAACUUGAAAGAGGAAGAUGGAAGGUAUAGAGAUCCUACUACAGUUACUACACUACGAGUGCCAGUCUUUAGGCCUAUGGAUCUAAUGGUUGAGGCCAGUCCACGAAGAAUAUUUGCCAAUGCUCAUACAUACCACAUCAACUCAAUCUCUAUUAAUAGUGAUUAUGAAACAUAUUUAUCUGCAGAUGAUUUGCGGAUUAAUCUUUGGCAUCUGGAAAUUACAGACAGGAGUUUUAACAUUGUGGAUAUCAAGCCUGCCAAUAUGGAAGAGCUAACAGAGGUGAUUACAGCAGCGGAAUUCCAUCCAAACAGCUGUAACACAUUUGUAUACAGCAGCAGUAAAGGAACUAUUCGGCUCUGUGACAUGAGGGCAUCUGCCCUUUGUGAUAGACAUUCUAAAUUGUUUGAAGAACCUGAAGAUCCCAGUAACAGGUCAUUUUUUUCCGAAAUCAUCUCCUCUAUUUCGGAUGUAAAAUUCAGCCAUAGUGGUCGAUAUAUGAUGACUAGAGACUAUUUGUCAGUCAAAAUUUGGGACUUAAAUAUGGAAAACAGGCCUGUGGAAACAUACCAGGUGCAUGAAUACCUCAGAAGUAAACUCUGUUCACUGUAUGAAAAUGACUGCAUAUUUGACAAAUUUGAAUGUUGUUGGAAUGGAUCUGACAGUGUUGUCAUGACUGGAUCUUACAAUAAUUUCUUCAGAAUGUUUGACAGAAACACAAAGCGAGACAUAACCCUAGAAGCAUCGCGGGAAAACAAUAAGCCUCGCACGGUUCUGAAGCCCCGCAAAGUCUGUGCAAGCGGCAAGCGAAAGAAAGAUGAAAUAAGUGUUGACAGCUUAGACUUCAAUAAGAAAAUCCUUCACACAGCCUGGCACCCCAAGGAAAAUAUCAUUGCCGUAGCUACUACAAACAAUCUGUAUAUAUUUCAAGACAAAGUGAAUUAGGGUUGGCAUUCCUAGCAGAAGAACCCACUUCCUGCUUAGUUGAGAUAGUUGAAUCUAGCAUUCGUUCCUAUAAAAGAGAGAGGUCCAUUGUGGCACCCCUUUCCAGUGUUUGACAGUGUGCCAUUCGACAACACAUUGUUAUAGCUACAUGGAGAAAGCUCUGUGGAUUCAUCACUGUGGUGUUCUCCAUGUCUGCUAGCCAUUUAGGUAAGGGUAGGGCACUUUUAAUUUAAAUGACUUAUUGCACCAUCUUGCCUAAUGGACUAGAUUGGACUGUAUCAACAUUGAUUUACUCCACUUUUUAUGCCUUCCAUUGUGAUGACGUCAAACACAGUGAAAGCCUUCAGUCAUGCUAAGGGAUUUAAUUGUGUAUCCUCAUUACUGUAUCAUUUGUGGGGUACACCCCGUCCCCCUUUUUUUAAAUUAAAUACAGCUCAUUCUUACUGUGGCUUGUAGCAUUCCUCCUCUUCUGGCCUCCUGGACUCCUCCCCUUCAUCUCUCUUACCCUUGCCCCUCCACCCGGUCUUGGUGGUGGUAUAUUAAAAAAAGAAAGAAUGAAAGCACACAAAAUGAGUCAGUUUGGGGUCAGUGGUAUAAGGGGUAUAUGUUGCGAACAAAUGUUUUCAUAACAGUUGGCUGUAAUCACUCCUCGCCGUGUCUGGCACUGAAAAUAAGGAAAAAAACCUACUACUGAAUAAAAGUGACAAAGAAUGGAGAA